Lampris incognitus (smalleye Pacific opah) is the source of this 4907-nucleotide messenger RNA. It is a transcript of the gene gpsm2, whose product is annotated as G protein signaling modulator 2. Lineage: Eukaryota; Metazoa; Chordata; Actinopteri; Lampriformes; Lampridae. The transcript is spliced from 16 exons. The record is from RefSeq and is a predicted model, not a curated record. Gene Ontology annotation, molecular function: protein binding; GTPase regulator activity. The coding region runs from base 495 to 2483 and encodes 662 amino acids.
AAAAAAUACUACGAUAAUGCAGUAUUUUCGUAGUGAUAAAAUAAUGUGUAUACACACGCCUAGCUAUUGAAUUAUAACGGGGUUAUUUUUUUCCAUCGAAAAGAAAGAGAAGAGAAUCCACCAUUGUCCGACCUGGAUCAACUAACGCUUCCCAGAUUUCCUGUCCCUGUUCAGAAAAGAUACCGAGGGCUGCUGAGGAGCGAUCGCAGGGCAGUGACGCAAAUCGUACAUUAAACGAACGCAGCCCUGUGGACUGACACUCAAGACUCUGCAGCUCUGUGCUACACUCAUGGGGUUACAGUCCCUCAUCUCCAUUCAACAGAGCGACAAACAAAAACUUUGCAGGAAAAGGCAACUUUUAGUUUGGCAUUCUUCCACUUGCUCGCCUCCCCUCAGCCAAAGAACAAUUUUUUGACCUUGUUAGUUUUUUGUUUUUGAACGCAGUCAUUUUUUCUGGAUAUAGACUGGGCUUUUCCCUCAUAUUAUGCACCUCUAUGGAUGCCGGUGGUUCAAUGGUUAGCAUGCGAGCUGAGGAGCAGUCCUUUCAUGUCCGCUACAGGAUGGAGGCGUCCUGCCUAGAGCUGGCCCUGGAGGGCGAGCGGCUCUGUAAGGUGGGUGACUACCAAGCUGGUGUGUCCUUCUUUGAGGCAGCAAUCCAAGUGGGUACAGAGGACCUUCAGGUGCUGAGUGCCAUCUACAGCCAACUGGGAAAUGCCUAUUUCCACCUACAUGACUACGCCAAGGCUCUGGAGUUCCAUCACCAUGACCUGACCUUGACAAGGACAAUUGGGGACCUGCUUGGCGAGGCUAAAGCCAGUGGAAACCUUGGCAACACAUUGAAGGUGCUGGGGCGGUUUGAUGAGGCUGUGAUUUGCUGCCAGAGGCACUUGGACAUCGCAAGGGACAUCGAGGACAAGGUGGGUCAGGCAAGAGCGCUGUAUAACUUUGGAAAUGUGUACCAUGCCAAAGGUAAAAGUAUAUGCUGGAGCGGAGCUGAGCCCGGAGACUUCCCCGAGGAGGUCAUGAUAGCACUUAAAAAGGCAGCUGAGUACUAUGAGGCAAACUUGGUUAUAGUGAAGGAACUUGGAGAUCAGGCUGCCCAGGGCCGAACCUACGGUAACCUGGGCAACACGCACUAUUUGCUGGGAAACUUUCGCAAAGCCGUGGCUUCCCAUGAACAGCGCUUACUUAUAGCCAAGGAAUUUGGCGACCGCUCGGCAGAAAGACGGGCUUACUGCAACUUGGGGAACGCCUAUAUCUUUCUUGGGGAAUUCAAUGUGGCAGCUGAGCAUUACAAGAGGACCCUACAGCUGGCACGGCAGUUGAAGGACCGGGCAGUGGAGGCACAGGCCUGCUACAGUCUAGGCAACACCUACACGCUUCUCCAAGACUAUGAGAGAGCCAUAGACUACCACCUCAAACACCUCAUCAUAGCACAAGACCUCAAUGAUAGGAUUGGGGAAGGCCGUGCAUGUUGGAGUCUCGGGAAUGCUCACACUGCACUGGGGAACCAUGAUCAGGCCAUGCAUUUUGCAGAGAAACACCUGGAGAUCUCAAGAGAGACUGGAGACAGGAGUGGGGAGCUGACCGCUCGUAUGAAUGUGUCUGACCUACAGAUGGUCCUGGGCCUGAGCUACAGCACUAAUAACUCCACUCUGUCAGAGAUCAAGGACAUAGACUACAACCUGCACGGAGCAAGGCCCAGAAUGAGCAGGAGGCACAGCAUGGAAAACCUGGAGCUGAUGAAACUCACUCCAGAUAAGAUGAACGGUCAGAAGUGGAACAGUGACAUCCUGACCAAACAGUCCAAGCCUUCCCUGGCUAAGACCUCCUCCAAACUGUUCUUAAUCAGCCGUCUGCGAGGGAAGAAGCACAAGGCUGGGGGCUCCAGUAAAGUCCUCCAGGACACUAGCAACACCUUGGACGCCACCCAAACCCCUGCACAGGGACCACAGAAGCGAGUCAAUCCUGACAUGCUCGGUGAUGAGGGCUUCUUCGACCUGCUUAGCCGUUUCCAAAGCAACCGUAUGGAUGACCAGCGCUGUUCUAUACAAGAAAAAGGGAGCAGGUUGUCAAUUAACAGUCGACCAGAAACACCUCCCAGAGCCAUCAGAAAAUCUGCGUUGGAGUCUGCAAAUGUCUCGGGAGCCCAGGGCCGGCAGCUUGAGGAGUCAUCUGGGGCUGGGGGCAGUUUGCCAGGCCUCAGACUUCAGCGCAGCAGCCAGGCAGUGCUCAGUCACCUGAUGGCCAGUGCAGACAACGCCGAGCCUGAUGACAAUUUCUUUGACAUGCUUGUCAAAUGCCAGGGUUCUAGGCUCGAUGAUCAGCGCUGUGCCCCUCCUCCUCCACCGGCCCGUGGGCCCACUGUACCAGACGAGGACUUCUUUAGCCUCAUUAUGCGCUCACAGGCCAAGCGAAUGGACGAGCAGCGCGUCACCCUCCCCUCUGCGGUGAGCUCGACCGCCAAGCCCAGCUCCAAUUGAGUCGUGCUUUGGAGUUAGGGCUUCCACGGUGUGCAGGAAAUACCCAGAGAAGAGGCACUUCACAGGUGAACCAAACACCUAGAGGCAAAAACCUCUUAUUUUCUUUUAAAUGACGAUGUAGCGGACAUGGACUCUGUACCACCAGAUGGUCAGUUACCAGCAAAUACUUCAUUAACUGCUGCUGGACGUGGGCAAAGCAAGCUUUGCGCUUGUCUGUAUUUGUCUUUAUGGACAAUCCAAAGCACUGCCAUUAGAUGUAAUAUACAGUAGGGAAAAACUCUUGGAUUCUCAGUGUGAUUCAGUGUAUUUGGUCAUUGGACUACAACUGGAUUUGCACAACACAAACAUGACAAGAAACCUUGAGUAGUAUGAUGCAUCUUUGUAAAUGAUUUACUCCUUCUGAAUUUCAUCCCUCAAACGUGUAUCCUCAGAUGCACAACAGCAGUUAUGUCUUUAUUUAUUGUAAUUCUUUUUUUAAUUGAGCUUUCUGGUUCUGUUAAUUGCCGUCCAGCCAAUUUAAUACUUUUGUCUCUAGACAUACAAUGGUGUGUUUGAAUCAGUCUGAACACAACAAGGGUACAGCUUUGUUUCUGUGUAUUUUGUUUUGUAUGUAAGGUUUUUCUUUAAUUUAGUUACCCAGGUCAGGUGAAGGUAUUUUUUUAUAAUGGUCAUUUCAGACUAACCAUAGUGAUAAAAGAACAAAUUUAACCAAUUUAUUACAUCUGAUGCUCAUUUGUACUAAAUAAUUUGAGAUCAGAGGAAUAAAAGCGUCCUUUAAGAGUGUUUCAUUUUUUUUUAAACUACAGAAGCAAACUCGUGUCUUCUCACAGUCCCAAAAAUAGCCACGCUGUAGUCUGCAGUAAAGGAUGCUUUUAUUUAGGUACUGUACCAGAAAUUCCAUAAGCUAUCAUUAAAUUAAUCACUUAAAAGAACGAUAGGGUAAAUUCAGGAGCCACUACCAUUUAAAUGACCAAGGAAUGACUAUAUACAUUAAAAACAUGAGAAAUAAAUACAUCUGUUAGUUUGGCCUUUUUCUGUUAAAGUGAUACACUUAUACAUUAAUAUGACAAAGAACAGAAUAUAAAACUUAAAUACACAUCAUGGUAAGUAAAUCAGUAUCAAAGACAAAGUGCUAACUUAACUGAAAAAAAAAAGAAAGGAAUAUGAUGCCCAAAAUACUGGUCAAUAAUAAAUAGCAAAGCAAUUCCAUGCUUCUCCCUAUAUUACUUUGUGCAUAAAAAGAUACCCUUAUAGGCCAAGGCUGCCACCUACUGUACUGAGAUUAGUAUAGCAGAAGACAAGAGUGUUUGCACGGUGAAAAAAUCCUUAUCUCGACUCUGUGGCGCUAACCCCAAAACAGAACAUGUAGAAUUAAUUCCCUUUGAUGCCAUGAAAACUAGUUGUUCUUCUCUAAUGCAAGCAAACCAGUGCGAGACGAUGUCACUGGUUUCAGAGCAAAACAUUGAUUUUACAUUUUUAAAACAAAUGCACGAGCAGAUUUACACUUUUUUGUCCUAUAUGUACAAAGCUGAAAUCUAGCAAUGCAAUGGGCACAAUAUCGUUAGACUGGCAUACAUCUCAAAGAGUAGUAGUAAUAACAGCUGACUUAGUAAUAGCUUAGCAUUCCGAAGAUUUAACCUUCUCACAUCUCGGACACAGCCCCUGAUACGCCAAUGCAUUGAAAAUUACAUCUAUAUUUCACAACAUGAAUUGAUCCACGUUAUCCUCCGAAACAGUAGCAGCAUAAUACCAGCUAUAAGAAAACACUGUGCAAAAAAAUGUGGAAUGUAGUAACAAAAUUUGAUCUCUGAAAAUGAUUUUUGUAGUCUUUUUCCCCCCUUAUUAAUCAGUGGAAACUGAGAACUAAAAGGAAGGCACCAUCAUGAACAAUGCACAGUAAAGCAUCUAUCCUCAUUUACCUUCUCAAAAGAUGUAAAUAUAGUAACAGUAAUUGGUGAGUAUGGGGGGGGGGUGAUAAAAUGCAGGAUGCCAACAACAGGAUUAAGGGAUAAAGAGGAGUGCUGAUGAAUGUCCAAAUAGCGGUGUCCUUCCAAACCCUUUGAGAAAACCACCGCCAUGAGAUGUGUUGUAAAAAAAUAAAAAGUACAAUCGCAAUGCUGACAGACCCGCAAAAAUGCAUCACGGGUUUGUAUCCAUUUGGUUCCCUACCGAGAGGAAGGACAGCAUGUAUCACCAGUAUGUCUGUGUGUUUGCAUGUGACUGAGUUUCAGGAGUUGUAAGCAUGUGGUCAGGUGUAUGGUGAAAGUGUUGCGUGUGUCAGUGAACUAGUGUCUUUUUGUGAUUGUUUUUUUUUAAGGGACUUUGUCGGGUUUUUUUUUUAAGAUUUGGAUUAAAAGAUUUUUACUGGCAUAGUAACGGUCUGUGCUGUGUGUAUGCUUGUGUGUGUGUGUGUGUGUGUGUGUG